GCAGGGCCUGGUCAGAGGAGUGUGAGGCACGCAAAGACCGCUAACCACCCGAAGUACAGAAUCUCCUUGGUCAAGACAAAUCUCACUAAAAUGGGAAACGUUCAGCCCACCAUUGUUCCUUACGAUGGAUUUGACGUGAUGGCUGACGUGAAGGCCAUCCGCAAGGCCUGCAAGGGACUGGGCACGGAUGAGAAGGCCAUCAUAGAGAUCCUGGCCAACCGCUCAGCGGACCAGAGACAGGAGAUCAAACAGGCCUACUUUGACAAGUAUGACGAUGAGCUGGUGGAUGUCCUGAAGAGUGAGCUGUCGGGUAACUUUGAGAACGCCAUCCUGGCCAUGCUGGACCCGCCCCAGGUCUACCUGGUCAAGGAGCUGCGGAGGGCCAUGAAGGGGGCCGGCACUGACGAGGACGUGCUGGUGGAGAUACUCUGCACCUCCACCAAUGCAGACAUUGCCAUGUUCAAGGAGGUCUAUUUCCAAGUCCAUGAACGGGAUCUGGAGGCCGACAUUGAGGGCGACACGAGUGGAGAUGUCAGGAGACUGCUGACUCUUCUGUUGGAGGGUACCAGAGAUGAGGGCUAUGAGGUGGAUGAGGCCCUGGCAGAGCAAGACGCUGUCUCCAUGUUUGAGGCUGGGGAAGGCCGUUUCGGAACAGAUGAGUCCACACUCAGCUACAUCCUGGCCUCCAGGAACUACAUUCAACUCCAGGCCACGUUCAAGGCCUACGAGCAGCUUUCUGGAACUGAGAUAUUGGAUGCCAUCGAGAAUGAGACGUCUGGCACUCUGAAAGACUGCUACAAAGCGCUCGUGCGGUGUGCCAAGAACCCCCAGCUCUACUUUGCCCGCCGCCUCAACAAGGCCAUGAAGGGAGCGGGCACUGACGAGGACACCCUCAUACGCCUCAUUGUCACCCGCUCCGAGAUCGACCUGGAGACCAUCAAAGACAUGUACCUGGAGAAGUAUGACGUGUCGCUGAAGGAUGCCAUCUGCGGAGAGUGCGGCGGUGACUUCAAGCGCCUCCUACUGGCCAUCUGCCAUUAAGGCAGGCGACGCACUGAAGAAGAGGAGGCUAGAUGAAGACACUAGGGGCCCCUCCCAAAGGACCAGGGUGCCCUGGCUAUGGAAUUUAGGACAUAACCAGCAGGACUAACUAACAAAAUACUACUUCACUCACCCCCCCCUCACUCCCUAGAGGUCCUUCAGUCCUCAAGAUCCUAUUACUUGACAUAAUAUGCUUUUAGUGGGGCGAGGCUGGGGGGAGAGAAAAAGAGAAGGGGAAUGAGAGAAGGGUGAAAUGGAGGAGAAGAAAAGUAAAGCAAGAAGUGGUUUACAAAGGUAUAGAGAUGGCUAAAGCAAUCUGCAUGUGGAAAGAGGGUGGGAUGAGUACACUGGGACAAAAAGAGAAAGGGGAUUGAAAUCCACCAGAGCACACUUUCAAAAAAAUGAGAUUUGACAUGUGAAAUUGUUCUUCCCUUCUGUGUCUAUCGAAACAAGUAAUAUGUAACCUCACAAACAACAUCUUGAAGAGCAAACUCUCAUGGUGUGGUGGGGUGUGGGACUUUUUUGUGGAUGAAAAAAAACAACUGCUUUGAGAUCUUGUCUCAAAAGCCCAGCAGUGAAGGCCAGUGCAUAAUAAAUUGGAGUCUUGUGGCAGAGUCUUUCGCAAGCCAGUUGGACAGCACAUUACUCUACACACAAGGGCGUCACCACGACUCUUCCCAACUAUCUUGACUUCGUGCCACAGAAAAUUGCAUGCAGAAUGCUCCAUGUUAGAACACUCAGUAAAAAGAUAAUUCUGCAUUUAUCCCAAGAAAAACUAGUCAUUUGUUUCAAUUUGCUUACUCUAGUUACUUUGCUGUUAUGGAAAGCAAGCCUAUGCUAAGUAGCCUAUAAUGUGCCAGUAUCUCUUACUCACCGCAAAACCCUCACAGAAAGCUUGUGACUGUUUGCUUGUUUGCUUGUGACCUUAGACUAUAACAGUGAUUCUCAAACUUUUCCCAUCAUUCCCCCCUUCGGAGGGUCUGGAUGCUUCCGGCCCCCCUCAAGCAACAGCAGUACUCGUGCAGACUGAUUUUAUGAUUGCUGUGCUGUGCAGAAUCAAAUAAAUGGUGACUGGAGAGAUAAAACAAAGAGGGACUGCAAUUUCCUAUAUAACAAUUAAUAAUAUCAUGUUUAUACUUAAGUAUAUAAUGCUUAAAACGUAUUGGCUUAUUGUCGAGACAGGAAAAAAAUUGGGGGGGCAAAAUCAGAUGUCACACGCCCACCCUGUGAUGCCUCCGCGCCCCCCCAGGGGGGCUUACACCCCACUUUGAGAAUCACUGGACUAUAAGGUGCACUUAACUAGUCUUACCAUGUGAAUGAAGUGAUAAUGUGAAGGAACACAUGCAUGAAGGACGAACUCCAUAUUGCUGUAUGUUGUGCGAAUUAGGGAUCAGCUGCUGCUCAUCAAUUGGAUGAACAAUAAUCAAACUUUUUAGCAUUUGCAUCAUAGCAGUCAUUAACGUGACUGUGUGCCUUUUGCCCAGUUUUGCAAUCAUCAACACAAAUGGCAAGGUAACAUGAAGUUAAGACAAUGAUUGGGGUUUUUAAUGUUAUCAAAACAUGAUGAAAUGUAUUGUUUGUUUGUUUUUUUACUCAUGACUGAUAUUACCUUGUUUGCCACCCAAUCUGUUAAACCUUUUUUGUAUUGUGACACUAACAAACUCAUUUAUGAAAAAAUAUAGCAAAUUAUUUUAGAUGUCUUAAUAUAACAGUGCUAUAGAGAUAUUAUGAAGAUUGCAUGGAGAAUAUUUAUGAUUUUAGUGAGAGGAUUCCAUAUACAUUUGUUAUGACAUCUGUCAUAAGCCGAAGGUUUGUUACCAGUACAAAUCAUGUUUGUAGUCGUUGCCAUUGAAUUAGGCUAUUACAAGAUCAUGGUCACUAAAAAUAUUCCUGUCUUUCAUUGUGGCAGCUUGGUAUUCCAACAUGUGUCCUUUCAGUGUCUACUCACUAGGCAACUCAUUUUCUGACAACUGACCUGGGACCAAAUGGCAUGUGCCUCAGUAAAAACCAAAUCACUCAGAAUUUAAUAAAAUCAUGAAUUACAACUUA
Molecule: messenger RNA, 3090 nt
Organism: Engraulis encrasicolus (European anchovy)
Lineage: Eukaryota; Metazoa; Chordata; Actinopteri; Clupeiformes; Engraulidae
Gene: anxa13
Product: annexin A13
Exons: 11
Coding region: 91-1041 (316 amino acids)
Cellular component (GO): cytoplasm
Molecular function (GO): calcium ion binding; calcium-dependent phospholipid binding
Source: RefSeq, a predicted model, not a curated record